Messenger RNA from Phragmites australis (common reed), 1462 nucleotides. RefSeq names its product protein LAZ1 homolog 2. Gene Ontology annotation, biological process: transport. The record is from RefSeq and is a predicted model, not a curated record. The transcript has 8 exons. The coding region runs from base 74 to 1462 and encodes 462 amino acids. Gene Ontology annotation, molecular function: transporter activity. NCBI's taxonomy places the organism in Eukaryota, Viridiplantae, Streptophyta, Magnoliopsida, Poales, Poaceae.
UUGGCCCCUGUUUGAGCUGCAUCUAGAGAAGAGUUUUUACAGAGGAGUGGAGAUCCCCUCCCCUGCAUGUGGAAUGAAUGAGCCGAUGGCGUCCGAUGGAGGAACCUCUAGCUUCCAGGGGCUGUACGGGAACAUCCACACCCCCGCCGUGCUCAUUGGGGCCGCGUUUGCGCUCGUUGCCCUCCUGAUCUCUCUCUGGCUCAUCGUGCAGCACCUCAGAUCGUACAGCAAUCCCGCCGAGCAGAAGUGGAUCAUAGCAGUGCUGUUUAUGGUGCCUGUAUAUGCCUCUGAAUCUACAAUUUCACUGUGGAAUUCGGAGUUCUCUUUGGCAUGUGAUAUAUUGCGGAACUGUUAUGAAGCAUUUGCUCUUUAUGCCUUUGGACGAUACUUGGUCGCUUGCCUCGGGGGAGAACGACAAGUGUUUCGGUUGCUUGAGAGCAGAAAAAGGGAAGAGCUAAGUGAGCAGUUGCUCGAGAGUCAAGACAAGGCACAAGCUCAUAACCGAAGCAGAGUGCGCAACUUCUUUUGGGACCCUAAUGCUCUAGGAGAGAACUUGUACACAAUUAUAAAAUUCGGUCUCGUGCAAUAUAUGAUUCUGAAGACACUAUGUGCUUUCUUGGCAUUGAUCUUGGAGCUUUUUGGAGCCUAUGGAGAUGGUGAAUUCAAGUGGAAUUAUGGUUACCCUUACAUUGCUGUUGUCAUAAAUUUCAGCCAGACAUGGGCAUUGUAUUGUCUUGUCAAAUUUUACAAUGCAACACAUGAAAAACUACAGGCAAUAAGGCCACUAGCCAAGUUCAUAAGCUUUAAGGCCAUUGUAUUUGCCACUUGGUGGCAAGGAGUCGGCAUUGCAAUCAUAUGCCAAACUGGGCUCCUACCCAAGGGGGGAAAAGUGCAGAAUGCAAUACAGGACUUCCUCAUUUGCAUCGAGAUGGCUGUUGCAGCAAUAGCGCAUGCCUUUGUCUUCACCGUGGAGCCGUACCAGCACAUCCCUGUCCUGGAUCAUGGAAAGGUCACAUCUGAAGAGAGUAAAAUGGAGGUGAAGGUAGAUGUCAACGACGACAGCAACAGUAGACUGGCUGCGGUUGAGCAAAAGGAGACCCAUGUUGAAGCUCCAGGGACAAGCAUCAAGGAAAGCGCGCAGGAUGUUGUUCUUGGCGGUGGCCACCAUGUUGUCAAGGAUGUUGCCCUUACUAUCUCACAGGCAAUUGGACCUGUGGAGAAAGGUGUCGGGAAGAUUCAGGAGAAGUUCCAUCAUAUCUCGCUGAAGACAGGGGACAAGAAAGAAUCUAAACUUGACGUGGAGGAGCACGUCACCGAGAAUGUGGUGGAUGAUGAACCUGUUGCGGUCGACGCACAGGUCGAAGUCAAACAGAAAGCGCAAGGUAACGGCGAGGAUCGCGAAACUGCUGUGGCUGAGGCAGAGGUGGAAAUCAAAAGAACAAAUAAGGAUACUGAGGUCUAG